GUGCCAAUUUUUAUGAACACUAUUAAUUUGUAAUGAUAUCUUAAGUUAGAUGUACAGUAAGAAUGUCAGGUAUUAAUGGCGAAAAGCCAAAAGGUAUUCUGAGAUUAGAGUAUCCUAAUAGUAACUCGUCAAUAGUGCUAGAAUACAAAUCGAUCGCAUGGUUGAAUAAUUUUUUGUUACGAUGAACUUGAAGUUAUGCAAAUCACUUUAUAGAAUUUACUUUAACAUCAUUUAAUUGCUACAUUUAAUUAAAAUUCAGAUCAAUUUUAUUUGUCAACGAAUAUGUGUGAAGAAAUUGAACUUCGUCGAUAUGACGAUACUCCCUGGGGAUUUCGAUUAACUGGAGGUCAUGAUUUUGGGAUUCCUCUUACAGUCGUUCGGGUAAGUCUUUGAACAGGAAUAACUUAAUACAAUAUAGAGAAACAAUACAACUAAUUUAAUUGUUUGCUUAUAGGUAACUGGAGGCAGUUUAGCCGAAGAGGCGGGCAUGUGUGUUGGGGAUAUGAUUAUUGAAAUUAACGGAGAUAACACAGCACAAAUAACACAUAGUGAAGCUCAGCAAUGUAUUUUAGAAGCAGGAAAUUAUAUAAAUUUGUCGAUAUUAAGGUACUUAUUUGUAUAAAAUGUUAAUAUUUGUUAAUAUUACUCACUCAAUAAUUUGUGUAAAACUGUUAAAUUAUUGUUUUUAUUAAAAAUAAAAGUAAUUAACUACCGAUAUGUCUUUUGUAAUAAAAUUAAUGUAUCAGGUGUCUAUGUGUCUACUUUCUGUUUACAGAGGAAGUCCUGUACCUGCAGUUACACCCACAAGAGGUCUAUACACACCUGCAGUUACUGAUCGAGCAGCAUCAUCUGUUGAAAGUCUAACUGAGUAUGAAUCUAUACAUAGCGAUAUUUAUAGAGAGCAUGCUGUAUCAAGUAAAUCAUAACUCAUAAGUUUAACCAAUUAUAAAACAAUUAUUAUUUUUUAAUACAAAAUUGUAAUAUAGCUGUAUCAGAACCAUAUGAGAGUGGACAUGAAAUGACUGAGGAAGAAAUAGCAGAAAAAUUAUUAGAAAAUGCAGAAGUUAUUGAAAAUAACGGGAAAAAUGUCAUAGGGUAUAAUAAAAUAUUAUAUAUUAAGUUUGUUUUUAUUUUAAAAGAUAAAAUAUGUCGAUUUUUGUAUAGUGUCAACUUUAAAAGAUUCGUACCCAAGUGUGAUUUUAUUAAGAAUUCCCUUGUCUUUCAAACUUUACAAGAAGAACAAAUUUUUGAUCAAAAAUCAGAACAAGAACAACUAAAAAAAUAUCCAACCAAGAGAUUUUCAACGUUUUUAACAACACCAAAUAGGCCUAAAAUCAAACCUCCUGAAAAGAAAAAAAUAGAAGAAUCAAAAAUGAUAGAGGUAAGUAUUUUAAAAAUGAUUAAAUUAUCAUUAUUUAUAAUGUUCAUUGAUUUAUGAUAGUUCUUAAACGAUGGCAAUUUUGAUCUCUUUAAUAGUACCAUCUAUGUUCAAUUUCUUUUCUAUAUGAAAAAUUAAUUGAUACUUACAUGUGUACAUUUUUUACAUUUUAGUAUUUAAUACUCUAAAAAAAAUAGAUCAAAACUUUUAGAAAAAUUAUCUGUUUCACAGUUUGCAUUAAAACAUGUAGGUUCUUAUUUAAAGAACUAAAGUUGAUAUAACCUCAGAAUACUCCUUAAAUAUUGUCUUAAAAUUCUAAAAGUCAGAAUUUGAAUGCAUGCAUAAUUUAAUCAUAAAAAUGGGGUGAGUAUUUAAACUCUUGCCUAAUGUCUUAAACAAAUUGAUAACUAAAAUAACAUUUUGGUUUUGAUAUUUUCCCAGGAAAACGAAUCUGAAGUUCAACAAGUUGUAGAGAAGUGCAUGAAACCAGAUUCUUGUGAACAAGAAUGCACUAAUGGUAAAUGUGAAUUGAAGGAUAUAGAAGAUUUUGUUGUGCCUGUGGACACAAUUACAAUAGAAAAUAAUGAUAUGCACGCUGAAGAACACAAUGAUAAUUCAGAAAUACAAUCUAAAAUUAUUGAAACUGAAGUUGAAGAACCCAAGAAUAAUCAAGAAAUAUCAGAAGAUAUUUUAACAGAUAAAGUAUGUUUACAAAAGUGUAUAAAUAUUUAAUACCAUAAUUAUUUAAAAAAAUAAUAAUAAUUGUAUAGUAUUUUAUAUUGUAUGUAAUUUAAUUUUAGCUAUUUAUAUUUUAUUCUAUCAUUCCUUUAACUCAAGUUUUAAUUAACUCAUUAAAAAAAUAUAUCUAUCGAUAUAUAUAUAUAUAUCGAUAAAUUGAUACAUUAUUCAAUUUAAUAUUUAUUUUUUUUUUUUUUUUGAUUAUAUUAGUAAUAUAUAAUAUUAAAUUUUUUAAUAUUUGAACUUCACUUAUUUUUAAUAAUAUUACCUACGGAAUAUUCUAAUUUAAAAUUAUUGACUACAUUUUUUUAGGAAUUAAAUGAUAUAUCUCAAGAGUUGAAAACUGUAGACGUGAAAAAAGAACCCACAAAUGAUUUUGAAAGAAGCUUAUUGGACAUUCAAAAUCAAUUAUCUGCUAUUCGUCAACUACCAUUACAGAUACAAAAUCAUAUUUCAUUAUUAGAAAAACAACUUUCAGAUUUACUUUUGCACAAAAUUAAAUCAACUGAAACAUCUGAAGGAGUUGCCAACGAAAAUGAACAAAUAGAAAAUAUUAUCAAACAGGAGCACGAUGAAAACGAGCAACAAGAAAAAUUUGAUGAUGAUGAUGAUGUAUUUGAAACGGACAUUGAUGAUACAUUUGAAAAUUUACAAGAAAUGGAACCAAAUGAAAAGUCGGAAGAAACCAGUGAUGAAGAAUCCAAUGGAAAAGAAGACAAAGAAAUCAGUGAAGAUGAAUUCAAUGGUGGAGAAUACAAAGAACCCAGUGGUAGGCCAAUGUACCCCCUUACACCUUUACCAAGACCUAUUGUAUUACCUGGUGGUCGCAAAUGGAGAGGUCCCAAAGAUGCGUACAAUGAAAAAUUUAUUGCUGAAACGUUAAUCUCACAAGCUGAAGUCCUAGUUGGUUCAACAUUAGGGUAAAUAAUUUGUACCAUUUUAUUAAUUAUGAUUACAUUAAAAUGUUAGAAAUAUAAUCUUUCCAAUUAGUGUUUAAAAUUGCAUUUAUAUUUUAGUAUGUAUUAUUUUUAAAAGAAAUGAAUAGCUAACGUUGUAAAUUUUAUUGGAAUGUAAAAUAUAACACUGUAAAAUUUCUAAGCAUUUUGAUGGUUUCUAUAGCAUACUUUUAAUCAUAACUAUUAUUUUCUAUAAUAAUGUCAAUGAAUUUAAUAACCCUACAGUAUCAAUAUUCGAAAAAGAUUGUCCUAAAGGGUGUCCUACAGUGUUAUCCGAAUUUUAAUAACUCUGCAUUAUAAUUUUGUUUUUGUUUUAUUUUACAAUCAUGCUUUGUGUCAAAGGGACACAAAUGUAGAAAAUUUUUACUUUCAUCCAUUAAUCACUGAAAAAAUUAUUUUUUAAAUUUUCCAAAUAUCCAAUUUGUAUAUUAUGUAUAUUAUUCAUUUUGGAUGAACAUAAAAAUGUCUAUAUUUGUGUCCCCCAACACAAGACCCAAUGGAAAAAAAAAAAUUAAUAUUGACAGAGUUAUCAGCAUUUGAAUAAUACUGUAGGACAUUAUGUAUAAAAACUAAAAGUUUAAUUGAAUUUUGCAAGACCGGUCAAUAAUGUAUCCUGCAUUAAUGGUCUAAUGAUGGAGUAUAUAUUUUAAUUUAAGUCUUUGAAGUUAUACAUUGGGAUUAUUACUUUUAUUAUUUUAAGUUUAUUUGAUUAUUAGAAAAGUUUUUGAAAACCAAAAUAUGUUUCUAUUAACAUUUAAAAAUUUUAUUUGCAGUGUGAACUUUAGAAAAUAUGAACCACCAAAGUUUGAUUUAUCUAACUCGGCAGUUUACAAAUUAGUACAUAAUAUUGAAACAAAAAAUAUUGGAGGCAUUGCAAAUAGACCAGAAACUGUAGCGGCCAAAGAAGAUUUUUAUUAUCACAAACCAGUAAUAUAUGAUUAUAAUGUUAUAAUUAGAGAACGGAUUUAUAUACAAUUAAAAUUUACAAAAAAGCGCUUAAAAAUGUCAAAAAAUCCCUAUAGGAAUCACUUAAAAUAUAUUUAAAAGUCCCCCCCCUAAUAACCAUAAACUAAAAUAGAAAUAAAACUAAAAUAAACUAUAAUAAUAAGUUCUAACUUAAAUAGAAAUAAUUUUUAACACUACAAAGAUAAUUAUCACAGAGUAAUGUUUUAUGUAUUAUAUUAAAAAAAAAUUCUCUGUGUUAAUCAUUUGUCAGUGUUAGACAAUUUUAUUUAUUAGGGUUAGAACCAUUAAGGGUGGGAAUUUAAAUCACAUCUAUCACUUUAGCUUUUUAAAAUAUUUUGAAAUGUUUUUUUGUGAACUUUAAGUGCACAUACAUUUUUUCCCUAGUUAUAAAUAUUAAACAGAUUUAUUCUUACACUUUAGAAGAAUUGAUUUUGAUGUUAUUUUUUUUACAGAUUGACGCACGGCAAUUCUACUUAGCUACACUCCCACAACCAACAAUAGUAAGCUCCUUAUUUAUAUUUAAAUAUAACCCAAGAUACCAUUAAUUUUAUAAUUAUGUUUUAUUACAUAAAAUCAAUAGUAAUAUUAAAUUAUGGGGACAGAUAUGGCCAAUAUAGGUUACUAAUUGUUAAGUGUAUUAAUAUAAUUUGAUAUUAAUAAAAAAUCUGGUAAUCAUAAUUUUCUAAAUUAAUAGUGAAAAGGAAAACUGCGUAUAAAUGUAAUAUAUAGGUUUCCUAAAUUAUAUGUUAGGUACAGUUUUAAAGAAGAAUAGUAUGAAGUACCAAUUUCCAAAAAUAUAAUAUAGAAUCUGUAAGACCCUUUUUAAUAUUUUACUUUUAAUUUUAAAAAUAUAUAGGUAUUAUGUAGGCAGGGACGAAUCUAGAGGAAGGGCCUAGGGGCCCAGGCUCCUUCCCCAAAAAAUAUUAAUAUUGGAAGGAUGCAGAAGACUUUUGAAAACAUGCAUAUAUGAAUAUAUCUCAUCAUAAAUCUCAAGUAUUCUUAAGUUGAUAAGAAUAUGUUUCAUAAGUAGUUUUGUUCUCCAAAUAUUUAAUUCAGCUAAACUAGAGCAUUAGUAAAUUAUAGGUGAAACAAAUUCUAUAAGUUUAGUAAAAUCUUCUUCAUACUAUUUUUAUUUCGGUGUUAUUAUUGUAUAUUGUCACCUGCAGGAUAAGUAAACAAAUGUCAGUAUAUAUUCAUCUAUUAAAAAUAUACAAGUAGAUUAAUAUGUCACCUAACAGACCACAGAGUGUGUAUUUAAUAUGUUUCUAGUUAGUCUCACAAAAAAAAAAAAAAAAUGACUAGGAAAGGAAUCUUCCUCUCCAUAAAUAUGCCACUGGUAUAAUAUUUUUGAGAAAUAAAUUCUGAUUAAAUGUGAAACUUUUUUUAGCCACUUUGCCUUUUGAGUUCUCAGUUCUUUAACCAAGUUUUCACAAUAGAGGGAGCACAAAACAAAAAUCCAAAAUGAAAUGUUUAUUUCCUUUACUUUUAAAAAUAUACCUAUUUAGUGAAUAAAGUAUAAAAAUAUAUAUCAAACAUCAUAAUAAAGUUACAUACUCAUGAAAUGAUUAUAAUCAAAAUAUUUAAAAAUCUAUUACCAAUGAGGUUGCCAUGGCCCCUGUACUUCCCCUAACUACACAACUGUGGCUUCUAUAAUAUAAUAUAGGUAUACCCAUACUUUUUAAUUUAAUACAAGUUAUAACUAAUCAUUUUAUUGAUUUCUAGAUUCCGGAUUAUGAAAGAGACAAUCAAUAUGGACAUUAGUUGUAAACAAUAUUUUUCAAAACUAAAAGUAGAUUUCUGUUGAAUAAAAUACCUAUACUAUAAGUUUACUUAUAUUGUUAGUACAAUUCAACCUAUUCGUAUUAAAUAAAUACCUGACCUAAUCUAACUUAAUCUAUCCAAUCAUUAAUUGGUAUAAAAUUGUCUACAUUUAAAAUUAAGAACAAAACAAUUUGAGGUGUUAAAAUGUUGUUAUAGAAGUACUAAAUAAUAAGUACUAUAAGUACUCA
Cinara cedri is the source of this 6047-nucleotide messenger RNA. The record is from the annotation of a GenBank genome assembly. NCBI's taxonomy places the organism in Eukaryota, Metazoa, Arthropoda, Insecta, Hemiptera, Aphididae.